CAUUUUUAGUAGAGAUGAGGUAUCUCCAUGUUGGCCAGGCUAGUCUCAAAACUCCUGACCUCAAGUGAUCCACCUGUCUCGGCCUCCCAAAGUGUUGGGAUUACAGGCGUGAGCCACCAUGCCUUGCCUCCCUCAUCUUUUAAAAUCAUUUAUGUGUUGGAGUAGAAAGGUUUUAUUUGUGUAAGUUUAUUAUUCGAAUUGUAGAAACCUUAUGUUCCCUUCAGUUCUACUUAAUCCAGAGUGUGUUCUACCACGGCCUCUCCUAGAGAACAUCAGUUUCUUCACCUGUAGAAAGGGGAAUAUGAUGCCUGCUUUGCAGGAUGGUUGUGAGAAUUAAGUGGGUUAGAGCCUGGGCAUAGGGCAAGGCAUUAGGAAUGGUUAGCGCCAAAAUGUGAGGACUCAUGUUGGGGUGAGGGAUCAGGUGAGAGCUCCAGAGUGUGGGUGGAAGAAUUUGGCUGCCAAAGGCCUACAUUUCUCCCCUCCCAGGUCUGAGCAUACUUUCCCCUUCCUCUUGGCCCUGGUAAACAGAAUUAGUCUCCUGUUUCCUCUUCACCACCACUCCUAAAGCAAACAGCCAAGCAUUUCCAAAGGUUGUUUUGCUGUGAGCAGCAAUGGGAAAUAAAUAGGUAAAAGGAUCUUCUGCUUCCUCCUCGUUUACACCCGGUCCUUGGGAGGCAAGAUAAAGUACGCAGAGAUGCCAAGAGUUGCCACUUGGGCACCAAAGGGCUCUAAUAAACUUCAUCUGCACUUCAGAAUUUUGGGACCCAGGUGAGAGGCCAAAGUGAGCAGUGAGAGGAAGCAGCAGUGAACUGAGGUGGGGGCAAUGUGGGGUGUGCAGGUGACAAGGGAUCCUAGAGAGGAAGGGCUGCAGGGCUGUCCCCACCUUUAAGAAGGGUGGAAGGCCAGAGCUGCUUUCUUUGUAUUAGAAAAGGUUGGCAUCAGAGAAAGCAGCUUAUGUUUAAAAGAUUGGGGCAAAUAAUUUACAUUCCUAAGCAUUUUGCAGAGUUACAGUUGUGAAAAUAAUUCAAAUUCCACCAAUUUUUCUUUUAAUCACAACCCCCUCCCCAACUGCCCACCCAGAAUUUGAGGCUAGACAAUGAUUGUUUCCCUUAAGUAUGCAAGUUAAAAUACAGAAAUACAUCUUGAAAAAUUAGUUGAUAGUAAUUUGUUGUUGGUGGUAGGGAACCCUUAUGUGCUUCAGGAUUUGGUAUGACGGAGUGAUAUGACUUUUUUUUUUUUUUUUCUAGUUCAACACUUCCCCUUAAACUAGUGGUACUUCUAGGUGCCCACUGCAGAUAUCCAAAUUAGUGGAUGAGAGUCUUAUUUUCAAAAAUAAUUUUAAAUAAUUAUCUAAUGCCACUCAUAUCUAACACAGGUAUUCUGAUCACUUGGAUUCUUGUAAGAAAAUGGUGUAAGAAUCUACAUUAAUGAGAAAACAACCAAUACUGAGCAGAAUGCUGCUGGGAACUCUUAGUUGGGCCCAUCCAAUGCAUGCUCCGUAAAUUUUUAUGUUGUUUGUAUGGUAUGCUGUGGUUUACAGUCUGGCCUUUGCAUUAAUUUGCCAUUGUUUUUCUCUCAAAUAUUAAUGAAGUGUAGGAGUGAUUGAGUUCUAAAUAGGCAUUUUUAAGGUAGUCUUAAAAUAAAGCUUUUCCUUUAAAAAAUAUUUUUUUCAGAAAGAUGAAAACCACUUCAUUAGUGAUUGCCGGCAAAAUCUCCUAAUGUCUUUCUAUAAGCUGUUUAAGCUUAGCAUUAGAAAUUAGUGCUAGAGGAUUUAAUUAGCCAGCUCACAGGAUGCAGUCCCUUUAAUUUAGGAUUUCCCUUUGAGAAAAUUAUGGAGUUGAAAAGGAAUAUGAUAUUUCAUACAAGUUUCCAUCUUGGGCCCUUAUGUUGUUUGUUCUGCUGAUCUGGAAAUUGUACAUGAUUUACAUUAAAACUUUUUGUUUUUAAUAUCGAUUAUUGUAGUGUGGGGUGUUAGAUUAUGUGCAAUAGUUCUCAGAGUUGGGAAAGGUAAAAGGGUUUUUUUGGGCAAUGAUUAACUCAUCUACUUUACCAGGGUUACAUAAUCAAGUAUUAGUUACUAUACAUUUAGCUAAUGCAGUGGGUUUAGUUAAGCAAUGAAUACAUUAUCAUGGGAGCAUUAACACUUUUGCAUUUUUAGACUUGCCUUUAAAAAAAUUACAGAAAAACUCCUCACAACCCUUGCCACCCUUUCAGCCAUAACAUUACAUUGCCUUGGUUUCUGCCUUUAAUUUCCCUGGGGGUUCUUUUUAUUUAGGAAAAGGGUGAAAGAUGUAUUUGUGUAAGUACUACACCAGUGCUUCUGUUAAAUUCUUUUUCAACAAAGAAUAUGUUACUUGGGUGCCUUGUACACAGGGCGCAUAUUUUUUUGGAAAUAAUGUGCCAUGAAAGCAGUAGUUUUUAGUGUGCAUGUUUAUUUCAUGUCUGCCAGUUUAUUUUAGCUUAGAAAUUUCCUAAUGCUUUGAGUUUAUAACAGUCUUUCAGUUUAUAACAGUCUUUCAGUUAACUGAGUGCAUAUACAUAAUAUGCACAAAAUGGCCAACUUUUAGAAAUUGUGUAUUUUAAAAUCCCUUUUUUUUCAGUCUGAUAUCAUGUGUCUCCUUGUUCCCUUUAAUAUGCAACUAAAAUUUAACCUAAGAUAUGAAAAAUAUGUUAAGAAAAGCUUAAUUUCUUAAGCUUAAUUUGGAACGUCAAUGAAGAAUUAAACAUUUGCUUUCUAGAAACCUUAAUCUUUGUUAAUGUGAAAUUAACAUAGAUGAUUUGAAUAUGUGUUCAUGUGUGAGGACUUUGCCCCUUCAGUGUUUCUCUACUGAGUCUUUUUGACCUACUAUAAGAGCUAAGUGCAAAUAAUGCCACAUCAAUAUGGCGUAGAGAAGAGUUCUUUCUUCCGCCUGUUGGCAGUGCAUUAUAAGAGCAGUUCUUCAACUUUCUGGUAUCACUCUUAAUAAUGGAAGUGCCCAUAGCGCUUUUGCUUAUGAGAAUUAUAUCUAGUGAUAUUUACUAUGUUUGAAAUUAAAAAGAAAAAAAUAUCUAUAUCAAAUAACAGUAAUAAACUCACAACAUAAUAUAUCUUUAUUAAAAAAUCUGCAGUUCUCAAAACAAAAUAUUUUAGUGAACAGGGUGACAUUGUUUUAUAUUUUUGCAAGCCUAUUUAAUGUCUGUAUCAAAAGAGAGCUGGACUUUGCUGUCUGUCUCUGUAUUCAGUUUGUAAUGAUACUGGAAUGUGAUAUCAUUACAUUACACAUUGCGUACUAAUGUGAUACUGGAAAACUAAACAUACAUUAAUGAAGAAGAUUUUAAAGGGUUAAUAAUGUCUAGAUGUAAGUAUUUUUUAAAAUAUUGAUCUUGUGGACCCUCUCAAAGAGACUUAGGGACCUCUUAGGGGUCCCAGGACCAUACAUUGAGAAUCAUUGCAUUAUAACAUUUUAGAAUCCUAUAGUUACUAGAAAAGAUUCUCCCCUAAUACUUUCUAGUUUCUCUCUGUAUGAAAGUAACACUCUUUUACAAAAUCAACUAUUUGUGAGUUGACAGAACUUAAUAGGAAAAUGGGGAAAGAGAGCUGGGUUGAGUAAAGGUAUAAGUAACUCUUUGAAAUACUUUGGUUUUGCCAUCAAAUAGCAGUGAUUCUUCUACUAUUGUCUGACUCACUUAACUGAGACAUUCUCAGUGAUCCCUCUCAUUUUCCAAGCCACCUCCACGGGCUAGACCCCUCCUCCCCUCAAGAUUCCAGUAGCUUAGAAAAAGAAAGUGUUAUGGGUGAAAGGGAAUGUGUCCACACCCCUCCCCUGUUUCUCCAGCUGGGAAGGGAAGGAAAGGGAAAUAAAAUUUAAUGAGCACUUUUACUAUGUGCCAGGUGCUUUACAUAUGUUAUUUCAUUUUAAUUCCCCAAACAACCCUAGGAGGUAUUUCUAGCCACAUUUUGCACACAAAUAAAGCAAGAUUCAGAGAGGUUAAAUAUUUAAUAUAAGAUAUGUAGCAUUUAAGUGGCAGAACCUGAUCCAAACCAAAGUCUAUUCCCAAGGACUAUACAACACCGUGCCUUGGUUUGUGGUUUGUUUUUCUUCAGUUCCUGCAGAUUAAAAAUGGGGAUUCUAACAUUUUAUUGGGUUCUGUGACAGCAUGAUGAUAAAACAGUUUGACUGCUCUGUGAAGCUCUUGUGGAAUUAACUGUCUUUCACAGAUUAUGUUUUAUAAAGUCAAAUAAAUAUUUUAAGAAAAGGUUUAUAUAAUUUAUGUUUUAGUUCUACAGUUAAUUAUCUGUGUUUUUCCACAGAGCGCAGGAUUGUCCCUUUUUGUAUGCUCAAUUCUGUUAUAUAGAACAGCUAACUAUCCUAGAGGAAGAUUCUGCAUUUGCAGCCCUAAAACAGCUGGUCAUCAUAGUUUGUCAAAACUCCGGAAAGGCAAAAUCAAUUCUCAGGAACAUUAUUUUGUCUUGAAACAAAACCUAAGAGGUUUCCACUUGAGCGGCACAGUGACAGAACCUGCAAUACAAUCGGAGCCAGAAACUGUUUGCAACGUGGCCAUCAGCUUUGAUCGUUGCAAGAUUACCUCAGUGACCUGCAGCUGUGGAAACAAGGACAUAUUUUAUUGUGCCCAUGUUGUGGCACUGUCUUUAUACCGCAUCCGCAAGCCAGAUCAGGUCAAACUGCAUCUUCCUAUUUCAGAGACUCUCUUUCAAAUGAAUAGAGACCAACUGCAAAAGUUUGUACAGUAUUUGAUCACAGUGCACCACACAGAAGUUUUGCCAACUGCUCAAAAAUUAGCAGAUGAAAUUCUUUCCCAAAAUUCAGAAAUCAACCAAGUUCAUGGUGCUCCUGAUCCAACAGCAGGUGCUAGUAUAGAUGAUGAAAACUGCUGGCACUUAGAUGAAGAGCAGGUUCAAGAACAGGUUAAACUGUUCCUUUCCCAGGGCGGGUACCACGGAUCAGGGAAGCAGCUUAAUUUGCUCUUUGCAAAGGUGCGGGAGAUGUUAAAGAUGAGGGACUCCAAUGGGGCCCGCAUGUUGACCUUGAUAACAGAGCAAUUCAUGGCUGACCCUCGCCUGUCACUUUGGCGGCAACAAGGCACUGCAAUGACUGACAAAUACAGGCAGCUCUGGGAUGAGCUGGGUGCUCUGUGGAUGUGUAUAGUUUUAAACCCCCACUGCAAGUUGGAGCAAAAGGCCAGUUGGCUAAAACAGCUGAAGAAAUGGAAUAGUGUUGAUGUCUGUCCAUGGGAAGAUGGAAAUCAUGGCAGUGAAUUACCCAACUUAACCAAUGCUCUGCCUCAGGGUGCAAAUGCCAACCAAGAUUCAUCGAACAGGCCACAUCGGACAGUGUUCACCCGAGCCAUCGAGGCAUGCGAUCUCCACUGGCAGGAUAGCCACUUGCAGCACAUUAUCAGCAGUGACCUAUACACCAACUACUGUUACCAUGACGACACUGAAAACUCCCUCUUCGACUCCCGCGGGUGGCCCCUCUGGCAUGAACAUGUUCCUACAGCCUGUGCAAGAGUGGACGCAUUACGUUCUCAUGGGUACCCCAGAGAAGCACUGAGACUAGCAAUAGCUAUUGUUAAUACAUUAAGACGACAGCAGCAGAAACAGUUGGAAAUGUUCCGAACCCAAAAAAAAGAGCUACCCCAUAAAAACAUAACCUCGAUAACCAAUCUGGAGGGCUGGGUUGGACAUCCCCUGGACCCUGUGGGCACUCUCUUCAGUAGCCUUAUGGAAGCCUGCCGCAUUGAUGAUGAGAACCUCUCUGGGUUCUCAGAUUUUACAGAGAAUAUGGGACAGUGCAAGUCUCUGGAAUACCAGCAUCUACCUGCACACAAAUUCUUAGAAGAAGGGGAAUCCUAUUUAACGCUGGCUGUGGAAGUAGCCCUGAUAGGGCUAGGACAGCAGCGUAUCAUGCCUGAUGGGCUGUACACACAAGAGAAAGUUUGCCGGAAUGAGGAGCAGCUCAUUUCUAAGCUUCAGGAAAUUGAAUUGGAUGACACACUGGUGAAAAUUUUUCGCAAGCAAGCAGUCUUCCUAUUAGAAGCCGGACCAUAUAGUGGUUUAGGUGAAAUAAUCCAUCGGGAGAGCGUUCCAAUGCACACAUUUGCCAAGUAUCUCUUCACCUCUCUCCUACCUCACGAUGCUGAAUUGGCAUACAAAAUUGCACUGAGAGCAAUGCGGUUACUAGUAUUGGAAUCUACUGCUCCAUCAGGAGACCUCACCCGCCCACACCACAUUGCAUCAGUUGUUCCCAACCGCUACCCUCGCUGGUUCACUCUAAGCCACAUUGAGUCCCAGCAGUGUGAGCUGGCAUCCACCAUGCUAACUGCAGCCAAAGGCGAUGUUCGGAGGCUGGAAACAGUAUUAGAAUCCAUCCAGAAAAACAUUCACUCCUCAUCACACAUCUUCAAGCUUGCCCAAGAUGCAUUUAAAAUAGCAACUCUCAUGGACAGUUUGCCAGACAUCACUCUUUUGAAAGUGUCUCUGGAGCUGGGCCUGCAGGUUAUGCGAAUGACACUGUCAACCUUAAAUUGGCGACGGCGGGAGAUGGUGAGGUGGCUGGUAACGUGUGCUACUGAAGUCGGCAUACAUCAUGGUAUCCAGCAGAGAAGUGAUGACCACUGGGUGUGGUUUAGGUGAUCCUCCAGAUGUGUGAGCAAUUGUAGCUGGCCAUAAGAAGAUUUCCUGGCUGCCCAUAAGCUGCCAUUUUGUGAGGCCCUUCAGCUAACUAUUUCUCCACUGCAGCAGUAGAUCAGUUCAGAAGAAAACUGUACAUUCCCAGCAAGAAUGCCAACAGAAACAAAUGGUUGCUAUUUAAAAUAAAUAGUGGUUAAACGUUCUUUUUUCAUAUUUGCAUCAGAAAGGGAUACAUACUUCAUGCUGAGAAAACACUGCCAUCCCAGUGUUUAGAUAUGACACAGCAUAUACUAUAAAAUUAUUAUUUUUCUUUCACUAACGUAUAAUGGUUUUUUUAUUUUGGAAAAAGGGAAGCUGGUCUCAAUAUAAAGAUUAUCUUUACAUCAUUAAAGUCAUGCUUUAGUGAAGCAAAACAAAAAUAAUACUAAUUUAAGAACUGCCACACAACUUCUUUGCCCCUGCCCCAACAUAUAAACCUGAUUUCUCUCUGAGACCUAGUACCUUCUCUUCAAAUCAUUCACUUUUAGGAUUUUCCUACAAGUGAGGGAUAUUGGGUCUGUGAACGUAAAGUGAUUAUUUUAAAGACAUGGUCAGCCAUUUCCAACGUUUGAUUCAUCUGUAGGUCUGCUUCUAUUGACUUUGUUCUCUUGAUUAUGGGCCACAUUUUCCAGCUUCUUUGUGUGUUUUAAACUUUUGUAUUAUGUGUACUUUUACCUUACACACAAGCACAUAAGCCAUGUAAAGUCCCUGUUUUGGUGAGGUUGCAAUUUUUGAGCCUCAAAUUCUGACAGGAAGCCCCAGUGAAGUAGAACUCAUUAGCAAAAAGCCAUUGUCUGAAAUGGCAAGCAGCACAGUACAAAUACCAGCUACCAAGAGGAUUGGUUCUUUAUUAUAGCAAGUUCAUGUUCCUUUCAGGCAUUUCACUGAAUAACAAUUCAUAAUGACCUUAUUCUUAAAGGUUUCUCACAGGCACAUUACUUUACAGGAUUUUCUAGCCUAGCUCAUGUCCUAUGAUGGUUAACAAUGUAAACACUGGUUGUAAAAGUCAAAAUAAGGCAGGACCUCUGGGCAGCCUCCUCGUCAGUAAUAGAGCCUGUUUGUGUUCCUUGCAGGGGUUUAUGCCCUGGACAGCAUCAUGCAGACCUGGUUUACACUCUUUACUCCCACCGAGGCCACAAGUAUAGUUGCAACUACCGUGAUGUCCAACAGCACCAUCGUCCGCCUCCACCUGGACUGCCACCAGCAGGAAAAGCUGGCCAGCAGCGCCCGGACACUUGCACUGCAGUGUGCCAUGAAGGAUCCACAGAACUGUGCCCUCUCUGCGCUAACCCUUUGUGAAAAGGAUCACAUAGCUUUUGAGACGGCGUACCAAAUUGUUCUCGACGCUGCUACGACUGGCAUGAGCUAUACACAGCUCUUUACAAUAGCACGGUACAUGGAGCACCGCGGGUACCCCAUGAGGGCCUACAAGCUGGCCACCCUGGCCAUGACCCAUCUCAACCUGAGCUACAAUCAGGACACACACCCUGCCAUUAAUGAUGUUUUGUGGGCCUGUGCGCUUAGCCACUCCCUUGGUAAAAAUGAGCUUGCAGCUAUAAUACCUCUGGUGGUCAAGAGUGUCAAGUGUGCAACGGUACUGUCAGACAUUUUGCGCAGAUGCACUCUGACCACUCCUGGCAUGGUGGGACUUCAUGGGAGGAGGAACUCUGGUAAGCUCAUGUCACUGGACAAAGCCCCCUUGAGGCAACUCUUGGAUGCCACGAUCGGGGCCUACAUCAACACAACGCACUCACGGCUCACACACAUCAGUCCUCGGCACUAUAGUGAGUUUAUAGAGUUCCUCAGCAAAGCCCGAGAGACCUUCUUAAUGGCGCAUGAUGGACACAUUCAGUUUACACAGUUUAUUGACAACCUGAAACAAAUCUACAAAGGCAAAAAGAAACUGAUGAUGUUGGUUCGGGAGAGGUUUGGUUGAUAGAUCUUGUAUGAAUGGGGUGGGGGGUGGGGAUGGGAGGGAUGGUUUGUUUUUACUUGAGCCUGCCUUUGUACCCUUUUUAACUUAAAGAACAGAGCCACACCGGUAUUAUAUGUGUAUAGUUAUAUUGCGUUUGCAGACUAAAUUGUCAUGUUGUGAAAGUUUGUGUGUUUUUUAUUUUUUCCCUAUUUCUUUCUUUCCUUUAUUUUAUUAUUUUUUUUAAUUUUUUUUUUCUGGUUUUGUAUGAGAGAGAGGUUAAAAAGGUUUGGUUUACACUGAGUAUAUGUUGUCAAGUGGCAAAAGUCCACAUAGCUCUCCUGUUUUCUGUAUACGUUCACAGCCUCAAAAAAAAUAAUUGAAAUGGCUUUAAAAACCAAACAAAACACCUCCAUCCUGUGAUAAGUACCUCGAAUGGAUUCAGCUUUACUCCUUUGUAACUCAUCUUUACAUUUUCAGCAUAUUUAAACAAACCAACAAAAUGAAAUACUAAUAGUAAAAAGGCUGACCCAUGUGGCUUUGCAGUGCUGUUCGUCCAGAAGCAUGGCACACGAUGCUUGUGCAUGUGGAAACUUAGCGACUGUCAACAUACAUUCUCAGGGAUUUAUCCAAAAAAAUUAAAAAAAGAAUGAGAGCAUUUAUUGUACUGUAUAUAUAUUAUAGUAUAUGUCUGAAUAUUGAAAAUAUAACAUUAACUAAUUUAUAAAAAAUAUUCUAUGUAAUGCAAAAUACUUGAAGCUGCAGUAGCUUGGUUUUAAACAAAAACAAAAAAAAAACUGAGAGAAAACCUAUCAGAAGGACUAAAAGUACGCCUUGCUUCAGGGUUGGCUCAGGUGGUGAACUUCAUGCUGGGCAUCUAUGCAGAGCCACCUUUUGGAUUGCAUGGUUGGACUGAGAUCUAUUGGGAGAAAUUAUAUAUGUAUAUAUAUUUAUACAACUUAUGUAUACAUAUAUAUAUGUAUACACACAGACACACACACACACCACCAACAACCACCACUACACCACACAUGCUUAUAACAGGCACUAGAAUAAAGAGGGACAACAAAAUACACAGCCAGAGCAGCAAGCCUUAGCAUUAAGAAUAUACAAUAUGCCGGAAUUGGGGUUCGUGCCUCCUAGCCUAGGAAACUUAAAAGAAAUAUCCUUUUGACACAAAACACAAAAUGUUUUCCAAAACAAUUGACAUAAUGAUACAUUACGCCUUUGCAGUGAGCUAAUAAUAAGCUAACCUUUGUGCACAAAUAACAUUAUAUAUAUUAUAUAUCUAUUCUGCAUAGGUAUUUUGACUUUGUGCAGGACAGAAAGUUGUGUAGGUAUGACUGUUCUACUUUUCAGUUUUCUUUUUUUUUAAUAUAUUUUAUUUUCUCUAGAAAUUACUCAAACAAAAGCAGCCUUCUAUCUUGCCUUGUCUUAAUGCUUUAAAAUAACCAAACUGGAGAUCUAACUACCAAACUGUUCAUUAUAUUAUUAAAUACCAACUUUGGUUACAGUAUAGUGUCUUUACUUUAGCUGAUGGUUCUGUAACCUUGUGCUUUUUAAAGCAAUUUUUAUGUUUUGGUGCAAAAGUUGUCCAGUGUCUCUUGUUCCCUUCACUAGAGAACAUGCUUAGAGGUAUGUUUGUAGGUAUUUUUGUUUAGAAGAACUAUUUCAUGCGCUCCAUUUUAUUUAUUAUAAUAGGUAAAAAGAAAAAAAAAGGUUGUAAUUCAUCACCCAUGUAAACAUGCUCAUGAAGUUGAAAGUAAUUAAGAUUUGAUACACUGAUAUCAAUUUAUUUAUGUAACUAAAUCACUGUUUUAUAAACUUGUUAAUGAUCAACAAUUUUUGUUUUGAUUAAAAUUAGUUUUUUGAAAGUUGA
Messenger RNA from Homo sapiens (human), 10461 nucleotides. RefSeq names its product zinc finger SWIM-type containing 6 (gene ZSWIM6). Gene Ontology annotation, molecular function: zinc ion binding. The record is from RefSeq and is a predicted model, not a curated record. Lineage: Eukaryota; Metazoa; Chordata; Mammalia; Primates; Hominidae. The transcript has 14 exons. The coding region runs from base 4697 to 6634 and encodes 645 amino acids.